Molecule: messenger RNA, 1991 nt
Organism: Centruroides sculpturatus (bark scorpion)
Lineage: Eukaryota; Metazoa; Arthropoda; Arachnida; Scorpiones; Buthidae
Exons: 3
Coding region: 462-1013 (183 amino acids)
Source: RefSeq, a predicted model, not a curated record
CUGUUUCAUUUGAUGAAUACCAAAAUUACAAUACUGAUAAGAUAUAGUGAUGAUAUUGCUUAUAAAGAUACUAAUAUAUAUAAUUUUGCUAAGAUAAUCAGGUUUUUUGGCAUGUCGGAGCUUUUUUCUGAUGAUUUACUGAAUAGUUGCAAUAUAUUGAGAAAUAUAAACAAUGUUAUACUUUCUUGCAGAAUAUCAAAGGACAUAAGUAUCAUAAUCGCGAAGACUUUUAUAAUGAUGUGGAAUUAUUAUGGAAGAACAGUUUAACAUUUAAUGGAGCUGAAAGUCAGUUUACCAGAAAAGCAAAAGAAAUAGUAGAAGCAUGCAGAGCUGCUCUUGACGAGCAAGACGAACAACUGACGCAACUGGAGCAUGCCAUUGCAGCCGUACAGGAAGCGGCUCUCGAUGCGGCCGAAACGGAUUCGGUCGUCACUGGAAAUUCUGCACCUCACGAAGACAGCAUGAUGAUGGAAGAUAAUACUAAAGAUGAAGAGAUGCAAGACAAGAUAUCUCAUAGUUUUAAUCAGGGUAAAGAUGAUCAAGAAUUUAUGGAAGGAGAUUAUGAAGAAGAAUCUAUGUCUUAUUAUCACCAAAGACAUACCGGCGAAGGUGACGACGGCAGCGUUCUUGCCAAAGAUCUACAAAUAACUCCUGAGAAUUCAGAUAACGAAGGCAGCGAUUUGGGCAUCAGCGAGAGUGAUGAAGAAGGAAGAGAAAUGUCCGACUUGGUGGAACAAGAAAACAGUCUGAUUGUGGUGGAAGAUGGUAACAUCGCGUAUCAGGAGGAAUCUGUCAAUGUAGAUAAUGAAGUCAUCGACGAAAAUUACGAUCCUUCUGAUUUUCUCCUGAGAGGGCAGUAUGAAUUUCAGCAGAAUAAAGAAGAGAUGCAGAUCGAGAAUACUGAGAACGUUAUAACGAACGACCUGGCCGUCUCGGACUCUGAGGAAGAGAUGGCUGUCAGACAGGAUUCUUCAGAUAGAAAUGAAGACGAAGAAGUAGAUCUUUGGUUUUAAUUAUUUAGUUUCGUGUGACCUUUGUCUUAAUGUCUAGGUAUCUUAUCAGUUAAAACCAAAGUCUUGGUACAUUGAGAAUUAUAAACAUGACUUCAACACUUCAAAAACACAUGAAACCUGGAUUUUAACAUCUAAUGUAUUCAAAAACAUACAACAGAAUACUACCAAAUUACCAUCAAAACCCAUCCAUAUAAGAUUUUAAUGUAUAUAAUCUCAUUUUAUUUAUCAAAAAUUCUACUGCGAUACAAAAAACAUGAGCAUAAUUUUUAAAAUUAGGACGGAGAGUCGCGCUUUAUGCUCUUCUUCAUUUGAUAUGUUUAGUUUACAUAAGUCCUCUCAAUGCCGUUUUUAUACAUUAUAAUCUUGAUAAAUUGUCAUGGAUAUAAUGUAUAAAAACUGCAAGAUUGCUUGAGGAACCAGUGGCAAAAACAUGUUAAUGUUAUCGCAUACGAAUAUGUACAUAACUAUAACUUUUUUGGUAAUAUUUUAUUUGAGAGUUGUCUAGUAUAGAAGAUUAGACAAAAUGAUUUCAACAUUAUAUCCAUGACAAAAACUGUUAUCAAAAUCCUUACCGUAAUUUGGUUGGACUUCACUUGGCAGUUGAAUUUGCACGCCACAUUCUCUAAUCUGUCGACCAAUCUAUCCAUGAAAUCUAAUUAUUUCUACAAAUUUCUCCAAUCUCAGUCUUUAUAACUAGCCCCAAAAACUGCAUGACAAAGUUGUCUCCUGUGAAAAUCAUUUUGACUGAUCUUGUAUAUGUUUUUGGGAAUUGGAUACGUACGUGAACUUCAUUUUUUAUGGUUUUAAGAUUUUAAAAAAACAAACUAUUAAGAAAUCAUAAGAAACAUUUUAAAUUGUUAUGAUUUCCUGUACGUCAGUCUGAGCUUUGUACAUUUGCAGAAAUCAACUGUGAUGUUUUUUAGUACCAAUUAUUGUUUUAACAAUAAAAUUGUUCCAUAUACAUGUAUCUAGAGUACA